GCAGCAGCAGCAAUCGCAGCGCCACUUUUACAACUGGGAGCUGUCGCACAGCUUGGGUGCCCCGCAGCACCAGAUGCCGCCGUAUUUGAUGCAGUCCACCGGCAGAAAGGCGGCCCAAAACGACUACGGACGCUUGCUGUUCUAGGCUUCAUCUAUGGUGACAGCUUGAGGAUCCAUUUACGCCAACUAAUUAGCCAGAACUACUGAUGAAGGACAAGGAAAGGAUUUUCCGAUAUAUGUAUUUCAAGAAAACAAAGCUUUUCAUACUUUUGAGAUAGGGUGAAAACAGAGCAAACUCAUCUGGCAAAUUAGUUGGCGAAAAUGGCUCUCAAAUUCGCUUUUAAUAUCAUUUCCGUAUACUCCAUUUGAAUUGCCAUAAUUUAUUGUAUAUACAAAAGAGCAGGAAGGAUUAUAUAUAUAUAUUUUUAAUAUACUUUUUAAAUUGUAACCUAUGUUUAGUGCUCUCGCUUAAUUAUAGUUUUGUAAAAACGGGCUAUUUGUUUUUAUUUGUAACUGAAACACACUUUUUUAUCAAAAUCAAAAUAUUAUACAAUGAUUGUUUUAGUUUUUAGUUCCUUAGGGUUUUUUGCUACUUUACACUUGCUUAUUUACAAUUCGAAAUUGGAGAACAGUAUUAAAACGGCCAAGGCAAAGGCGAAACGAGAACUAAAUAUAUAUAUUUAAAUGCGAUUUUCUCUGCGCGAUUCCAAUUUGUUAAUCAAUGUCACGCGCUCAAAAAACUCACACGAAAAGUUCAAACAAACGGCAACCUGAUGCGCAAAGGAAUAAAGAAAAAAACAGAAAUUGACACAUGCAACUGGGAAGAAGAAAUAGUUGGCGACUCAGCUGUCAAACGAGAUUCUUCUCCGAACCUGAAAAAGAAUUACAAAUUGUUUUCGACUCCUCCCGCAAAAGAAUCCGCGGCAAUGCUCGAAUUUUGUGCGUUCGCCAGGCUCACCAAUUGUUACUUAAAGCAGCUUUAAUUUUGAAAAAUAUUUACCUCUUUUAGUUGCCUUUUAAAAAGGAUGUUUUUGUCUCUUCUUAGGGCUCAUGAAGAUUCAAAAUAUUCCUUUUGUCGCGAACUCGAAACAUAUGAUUUCCCAAAAAGCUUUUGUUAAACCGCAGAAAUAAAGAGGAAAACCCAAUUAAAAUUAGAGAGUCAAUGGACAAGCGAAGACCGCAGCAUUGCGCGUUUGGAAAUCUUUUGCAACUAAAUAAUUCUAGAACGCGAAGCAAUUUGUAAUUUUGAACCAAAAUGCUAAACACUUUGGCGGUUUAUAAAAUUGGCCAAAGAAGAGGCAUUUGAGCAAAGGGGUAAAAACAAAAACAAAAAACAAUUUAAGUGUUUUCAAAAAAUCAACAAACUCAUAUAUGCAGCUAUAUAUAUAUAAAAAUAAUAAAAAACAUUAAUUUAUUUCUUACUAUAUAAUUAUUGUUGUACUAAGUCAGUGAGAAAAAAACCAUGAAAGAAAAAUUCACACGAAAACUAAAACAAAAUGCAUAUUUAUUAAAAAUAAGCAAAGGUUGUGCAAAAAAACACAUUAAAAAGCAACAUUAUUAUUGUAAAAAUUAACUAAAUACGGCAAUUGUUAUUAAAUGUGCAAAAUUCAGCAAAACACAUUGAUACAAACCUCAGCAAAAAAUACAAGGCAAGAUCUGAAAAAACGGACGUCUAUGGAAUGACAAAUUUUGAACACACAAAUAAAGAACGAUGAACCGCGAACCGAUCGAACGGACAAACAAAACACUCAACAACAAGAAGUACAAAAUGUUAAAUAUGUAUUCAUAAUUUACACUUACGUUUAAUAUUAUUUAAUUCAAACGCUUACUCAACGGAAAAUAGCUAACUAUUAUUACAAUCGUCCUCACACACACACAAUAAAACUAGCUCAACGGCGGAAUUAUUACUUUAGCUAAAAUAAAAUUCACCUUUUGCAAUUUUCCAUUUUCCUUUCCUCUAUUAUUUCACACCGAAAUAAACAGAAAUGGUUACAAAUAGCCGCAUAUACUCAUAUUAAAUUGAAAAGAAAUGUGUCAUUACAGAAAUGGAAAAAAUGAAAAUAGUAAUAUAAAUGAUAUAUUUAUUCAUAUAAAUGUAUUUGAAAAUGUGAACAAAAAAGAAUACCAACAAUAAAACACAAUUUAAUAAACAAUGUGAAAGGUACGAGUGAUUUUUUUUAAUAUGUGAACGAACUUUAGUAGGCUUUCAGUAUAAAAUACGAGUAAUACAUAGAAAACACUAACGAAAUGGACGAGCUAAUGAGGCAAAAAUGGCCUGCAGAUCAGAAGAAUGAGAAGCAGGAGGUAACCUGCUGUGUGUCGUUUACCAAUCCAAAGUUCAAUCGCGAGAAACCUUCCUCUGGCGAUGAGUUGAACUCGGUGACGCGUUUGGUUUCCAAAACCGAAGAUCUCGAACUAGAUCGAGUCUUCAAUGGAUUUUCAAAGGAUGGUUCUUAUUCCAACAAAUCCCUUAAUCGUUCGCUUUUCGAAUUCGGUCAUAACUUCGAGGAUGUUGAGGGCUGGCUAAAAAUGGAUCAGCCUCCGAAGGAUCAACUGGCAUCGGUGCUGCGCUAUAUGUUUGAGGCUCAUCUGAAGACCACUGUGCAGAUAGAUAUUAACAAAAUGUACUUCAACUGUCACUUUAUCGUACUGCAGGUAUACUCCCGAUUCUUCAGUGAGCUAAAACAGAUUCCUCUUCUGGUAACUCUACCCAAAGAUUUGGUAUCGCAAAGGUCCUUUAUGCUCAUCUACAAAUGGAUGCUGAGUGAUAAUCCCGUUUUGGAUCGUCGCUAUAUUGUAGAGGUUUUUGUGGCAGCGACUUAUCUGAGGAUCGACGAUCUGCAGGCUCAUUGCUGGAAAUAUUUUGAUGAUUCUCAAUGCUACGAUGAGGAUACCGCUUGUGUCCUUUAUGUAGAAACGAAAUACCAUCCCGCCUUGGAUUUGGUGCGUAAUGUAAUGCUGACCAGGAUCAACAAGUUCUUGUUAACUUUUGUGGCCUCCAAGGACUUUCUGGAUCUUCCCCUCAAUCAUUUGAUUUUCUUGCUCAGUUCCGAUAAGAUCUGUGUAAAUACGGAAAUUGAGGUGGGAAAACUCUUUUUUUUAAAGGGUUUAUUUUCGAUAACCCUCUUUUAUAGAUACUUUUUAUAGUAGUUCGAUGGCUGGGUCACGAUUGGUCGAAAAGAAGUGCGCAUGCGCAGCGCCUUGCGUCCUGUAUUCGCUUCUCCCUGAUGCCGCUGUGGUAUCUUCUC
Messenger RNA from Drosophila takahashii, 3248 nucleotides. Lineage: Eukaryota; Metazoa; Arthropoda; Insecta; Diptera; Drosophilidae. The record is from RefSeq and is a predicted model, not a curated record.